GAAAAAGUCACACAGACUUUCCAUUGCCCCAAACACACAGGAUCUACACUGGUUGUACCUCUCUCACAUCCACUUGGGGGAACUUUCCCUGCCCAACAUAUUCCUUACCUACAUUUCCCUUUCCUACAAAUCCCUUUGCUACAAAUCCCUACUGGAAGCGCCUGGCUUGGUUGGACAUCACUUACUGGGAUUCCUCUGCACUGAAACCUUCUAUGGGACCAUCGGGGAUUCUCGCACAGAACAGAAAUCACUGAGAAUUCUCUGACUCUUCUAAAAUUCCCUUUUUGGAACCUCACCGGCUGCUGCUCAUUUACCGGGGCCUCCUGGGUUGGCUGCUGCUGCCCCGGACUCACUGAUUGAGGGAUAUUUACUUCUCAUUGGCUUCAACGGGACUUGGGAAUCUGUCCCCUGGGACGCACGGAGUCUCGCCCGGCACACGCCUCAUGCUGGACUGAGGGGAUCCGCUUACAGCGCACUCUCUCCAGGUCUCCCGGGCAGGGAGCAGAACCCCGCAGUACCUGGGACCUCACAUUGAUACGUGCGGCUCAUGCUUGCACUCAGCUGGACUCAUGGGGAUGUCCUUAGUGUGGCGUUCAGGGAAAGCAGGAGGAGGCGGCCACACUGACAGGAUGCUGCUACUUGUGAUAUUUGCAUUUCUUUUGGUCAGCCGAACGCUAGCCCGGCCGUCUUACAGCAUGGUGGAGGAUGCGACUCCUGAACCCGAAGAACUUCCAGCCAAAUACCAAAUCUCCAAAGCUGAUGUCUUUCCCGUUCUGCCUGGUGAGCCACUUGAUCUCCGCUGCCCACUGGCCGAUGGCCCCCCUGUGACUUGGACUAAAGAUGGGGCAAAGUUAGAGGCCAACAAUAGGACGUUGAUUGUCAGGAACUACUUGCAGAUUAAAGAGACUACCCCCAGGGACACAGGGCUCUAUGCCUGUUCCGUGUUAAAAAACUUCCAUUUCUUCCAUGUCAAUGUCACAGAAGCCAGUUCUUCAGGGGAUGAUGAAGAUGAUAACGACGGUUCUGAAGACUUCACCAAUGACAAUAAUAAUAUAAGAGCUCCAUACUGGACUAACACAGAGAAGUUGGAGAAGAAGCUUCAUGCUGUUCCCGCAGCCAAUACAGUGAAAUUACGCUGCCCGGCAGGAGGGAACCCCACCCCUCGAAUGAGGUGGUUAAAGAAUGGAAAGGAGUUCAAACAGGAGCAUCGGAUAGGCGGAUACAAGGUUCGUAACCAGCACUGGAGCCUGAUCAUGGAAAGUGUUGUCCCAUCAGACAAGGGCAUCUACACGUGUAUUGUGGAAAAUGAACAUGGCUCCAUUAACCAUACUUACCACUUGGAUGUCAUUGAACGAUCCUCGCACAGACCCAUACUGCAGGCUGGACUUCCAGCAAACACAACCUCCGUGGUGGGAGGAGACGCAGAAUUUGUCUGCAAGGUGUACAGUGAUGCCCAGCCCCACAUCCGCUGGGUGCGAUACAUCGAGAAGAAUGGAAGCCGAUAUGGCGUUGAUGGUUUACCCUAUUUUAAGGUGUUAAAGCACUCGGGAAUUAACAGUUCCAGCGCGGAAGUGCUAAAACUGUACAAUGUGACCGAAGCGGACGCAGGGGAAUAUAUAUGUACGGUCUCCAAUUAUAUAGGAGAGGCCAACAAGUCUGCCUGGCUCACGGUGGAACGUGAAAAAGCUCCCGUGAAUGCACCAGAAGACAACCCCGUCCCCUAUUACAUGGAGAUUGGUAUAUACUCCUCUGGUAUCUUUAUAAUCGCCUGCAUGGUGAUGAUCUGUGUGAUGUGCCGCAUGCGCCAAGGAGCCAAGAAGAAAAAGAACUUCACCGGGCCGCCGGUGCACAAACUCACCAAACGAAUACCGCUCCACCGCCAGGUAACAGUUUCUGCCGAUUCCAGCUCAUCAAUGAACUCUACGACUCCACUUGUGAGGAUCACAACACGACUCCUGUCCAGUACUGACGCCAUGCCCUUACCGAAUGUGUCUGAAUAUGAGCUACCACAUGACCCCUUAUGGGAGUUCUCAAGAGACAAGAUGACGCUGGGCAAACCACUCGGUGAGGGUUGCUUUGGGCAAGUGGUCAUGGCUGAGGCACUUGGGAUUGAUAAAGAACGUCCCAAGGAGUCUGUGACAGUGGCGGUGAAGAUGCUGAAAGAUGAUGCUACAGAGAAAGACCUAGCAGAUCUGGUCUCAGAGAUGGAGAUGAUGAAAAUGAUUGGAAAGCAUAAAAACAUCAUUAACUUGCUAGGAGCCUGCACACAGGGAGGCACACUGUAUGUCAUUGUUGAAUAUGCUGCUAAAGGAAACCUGCGUCAGUACCUCAGGGCCCGUCGCCCUCUUGAGAUGGAGUACUCAUUCGAUGUUACUAGGGUUCCUGAUGAGCAGAUGACUUUUAAAGACUUGGUCUCAUGCACUUAUCAAAUAGCAAGAGGCAUGGAAUACCUGGCUUCCCAGAAGUGUAUACAUCGGGAUUUGGCAGCCAGGAACGUACUGGUAACUGAAAACAAUGUUAUGAAGAUUGCAGAUUUUGGUCUGGCGCGAGACGUCAAUAACAUUGAUUAUUAUAAAAAGACAACAAACGGCCGACUUCCUGUGAAAUGGAUGGCACCGGAAGCGUUAUUCGACAGGGUUUACACUCAUCAGAGUGAUGUGUGGUCGUUUGGUGUGUUAAUGUGGGAGAUAUUUACCCUGGGGGGAUCUCCGUACCCUGGAAUUCCUGUAGAGGAACUAUUUAAGCUGCUGAAAGAGGGACACCGGAUGGAUAAACCAGCAAACUGCACCAAUGAACUGUACAUGAUGAUGAGGGAUUGCUGGCACGCCAUCCCCUCUCACAGACCCACCUUUAAGCAACUGGUGGAAGAUCUGGAUCGAAUUCUCACACUCACAACCAAUGAGGAAUACCUCGACUUAAGUGCUCCCCUGGAUUCUCCCAGCUUCCCUGAUUCCUCCUGCUCCGCGUCCUCCUCCUCCGGUGAUGAUUCAGUGUUUUCUCCCGACCCCACGCCUCAUGACCCCUGCCUUCCCAAGUUCCAACACGUUAACGGGGUUGUAAAGACAUGAAGCCUAUUGCGUUCUGCAGCUACCCUAUUAAGACUGCAUGUCUCAUGGACAGAUUCUGCAGAACGCAGAGGAAUGCGGACAUUCCAGUUGAAGACGUGACGCUAACGGAAAAAAACAGCGUUCUGCAAAUUCCGUUGUAUUCACAUUUCCCGAAGGGGGUGCAUCAAAUGGCGGUACAACAGCGCUGUUGGCGUAGCAAAGCACGGAGACAGUAUGGAGGAUUGCGACAAGCCGGGAUUUUAACCUGUAACUACUUCAGGUGUUCACCGAUACAUUCUUCUUCUCACCGGGAUCAGUCACUUGGACUCAAGGCAAAACACUUCUUGUUGCCUUUCUUGUUAAUUUUGUAAUAUUUUGAGAAAAUAUAUUCCAGCACCUCUAAACCCUUCACCAGAGCACAUACACAGCAUUGUUGCUGCUGGAUAUAAAUGUAAAUAUAUUCCAAAUAUGUAUAAAUAUAUAUUAUAUAUUUACAAUUAAUUAUUUUUUGUAUUGAUUCUAAAA
Messenger RNA from Xenopus laevis (African clawed frog), 3572 nucleotides. RefSeq names its product fibroblast growth factor receptor 2 S homeolog (gene fgfr2.S). The transcript has 18 exons. Gene Ontology annotation, biological process: cell surface receptor protein tyrosine kinase signaling pathway; regulation of cell differentiation; fibroblast growth factor receptor signaling pathway. The record is from RefSeq and is a predicted model, not a curated record. Bases 570 to 3068 code for a protein of 832 amino acids. NCBI's taxonomy places the organism in Eukaryota, Metazoa, Chordata, Amphibia, Anura, Pipidae. Gene Ontology annotation, molecular function: fibroblast growth factor binding; transferase activity; fibroblast growth factor receptor activity. Gene Ontology annotation, cellular component: Golgi apparatus; signaling receptor complex; membrane.